AUGACGUUUGUGACCAAGACGGAUAGUGCUAUUGACGAGCUGACAUCAUCAGUAGGAAUGUUAUCAUCUACUGUUAGUAACGUGAAAUCAACAACUUCGGAAUAUUGCUUCAAUUUAGAUAUUGGAAAGAUGCCUUGGAACAAAUGCCCUCAUAUGAAACUGGGACCAGGCGAAGUGCAGCCAGUGAGUGUAAACCUUCAACUUGAUGAUAGCUCCAUGAAGUAUCCGUAUGCGGUGAUCGAAGACACACUGAUUAAAGUAAACAAGUUUUAUUACCUAUUUGAUUUUGUGGUUAUGGACAUGGAUAAAGACAAAGAGAUACCCCUGAUCCAUGGUCGACCAUUCCUAGCCACUAGGGGAGCGUUAGUUGAUGUGAAAGAAGUUAAUCUGACACUCAUAGUGGGAAAUAAAGAUGUUGUGUUUAAUGUGUCAAGAGCAGCAACACAUAGGCUGGAAUAA
Messenger RNA from Cynara cardunculus var. scolymus (artichoke), 459 nucleotides. RefSeq lists its product as uncharacterized. The record is from RefSeq and is a predicted model, not a curated record. The transcript has 3 exons. Bases 1 to 459 code for a protein of 152 amino acids. Lineage: Eukaryota; Viridiplantae; Streptophyta; Magnoliopsida; Asterales; Asteraceae.